GCUCGCGCAGGCAGGCCCUAUGGGGCUUCUCUAGGACCUGAGCAGGGGUCCCGCUAGCUGCCCCGCUCUCACCCCAGAGGCGCUGCCAGCCCUGAGCUGCGCACGCCCUAGUCACGGUGCUGCCGUGAGGUGGCGCCGGGCGGGCUGCGAGCUACGGCCGGAAGCGCUGUCGCGGCGCCUUGCUUCGGUCACGGGCUGGCGAAACGGGCAGGUGCCGCCGGGCCUGGGGUGGCUGGAGGGCCGAGGCCCUAGCAAGACCUGGGGCAAAAUCUGGGUGUGUGUCGAGCGGGCUGUGAUUGGCGCUGCUGCCCAGGACCAGCCCUUCGAGGCGUGAGGUGACCCGACAUCCUCUCUGGGGGCUGCAGGAUCAGCCCCCUCCCCAGCCCGCGCAGCAAGUUGCAGAAGUCUGUCCAAGCUGAAACAUCUAAAGUAGAAAGCGAGUGUGAAUUUCAGUUCCGAUUACUCAGAGACUGUCCUUGAAAAGGAGAAAAUGUGAUGUCUGUGGUGCAUCAGCUGUCAGUUGGGUGGCUACUGGAUCAUCUUUCCUUCAUCAACAAGGCUGGAUACCAGCUUUGCCCCUCUCACCAAUACCCUGCUCCCUCGGCUUCUCGUGUUGCUCCUGUUUCUUCCGCCCCCUCUACAGAGGAUCUUGUUGCUCCUUCCACCAUUGAUAUUACUUACUCUGCUGGAGCUGCAGUACAGAGAGCAGAAGCAACGCUAAAGAAAGAGAAAAAAUAUGUGUUUCGGGAAGAGUUCUUUCAUGUUUUUAAGCCCCAUAUAGUUUCAGCUUCCCAACAGAAGCCCCAGCAAGGAAACUCUGAUGCUGGCCCAAGGGAGGGGAAAGACAGUGGCAAUGGAACAGAGCAGCACGAAGGAGCAAAGAACAGUGAUGGGGAUUCCUUUGCCAGUGCUAGGAAGAAAAAUAAAAGAAAGUGUAGUGUGUUCAAUCAAGGUGAACUGGAUGCUUUAGAAUACCAUACAAAGAUUAGGGGGCUGAUAUUGGAAGGAACCAGGUGUUUAAUCGAAGAAGGACUCAAAAGUGGUUUUCUUCACCCCAUUUCUGCAAAACAGAGUAGCAUCAAGAAUGUUGUUACAGGACAUGUUGGCUGUGGGAUGGCUGAAUUAUGUGAAAUGGCAAAACAUUUUCCUUCUCUGAAUGAAAAUGACCACAGAUCUGCACAAAUUAUAGAUGAGGAAACAUCCAUUCUAGAGCAGGAUCUGCUUUCAUGCGUUACAGAGAACGAUACAGACUAUGCAAAGAUAAUAAAUUUAAUGGGGCAGAAGUACCUGGUGCCGCCAAAAAGCAGUUUCCUUUUAUCUGAUAUUUCCUGCAUGCAACCACUUAUGAAUUAUAAGAAUAAAUAUGAUGUAAUUGUGAUAGAUCCACCAUGGCAGAACAAGUCUGUUAAAAGAAGUAACCGAUACAACCACUUGUCUUCCUGGCAAAUCAAGCAAAUUCCCAUACCAUCACUAGCUGCUCCAAAUUGUCUUGUGGUCACAUGGGUGACCAAUAGACAGAAGCACCUGCGUUUUGUUAGGGAUGAACUUUAUCCUCAUUGGUCUGUGAAGACUCUUGCUGAGUGGCACUGGGUGAAAAUUACCAGAUCUGGAGAAUUUGUAUUUCCAUUAGAUUCUUCCCACAAGAAACCCUAUGAAGUCCUUGUGUUGGGGAGAGUUCAAGGAAUAAUAGAUUUUCCAUUAAGGAAAUCAGACGUGGAAGUACUUCCAAUUCCAGACCACAAAUUAAUUGUCAGCGUACCCUGCACUCUUCAUUCACACAAACCUCCUCUUACUGAGAUUCUGACAGAAUAUAUCAAACCUGAUGCGGAAUGUUUGGAGUUGUUUGCUCGCUGCCUGCAACCUGGUUGGACCAGUUGGGGAAAUGAGGUUCUUAAAUUCCAACACAUUGAUUAUUUCAUUGCUCUGCACAACGAAAAUGAAGUAGGAUCUUUUAGCUUAACUUGAAAACUGCCCCACUCCCCAUAGUUCUAGAACACGAUUUUAUUAUGAGGGGUGCACUCAGAAGGCAAUGUAAAUGAAACAGACACUUAAAUUGCAAUCCUCAUAGUGCUUAGCCUUCUGAUUAGAUUAUGGUGGUGUCUUCGGUUUCACAAGGAGUUCCUGUAUUUUGAUUCCCCUUGAGAAGCAGGGCAGAUCACUUGAAAUACAUGCUUUUGAAUCAGAUUGAUUUUCUGAAAGAAAAUACUACUUUGGAUCUGUGACAAAUCAGAAAACAAGGGAAACUGAAGUAAAUAAGUAUAAAUACAGCAUAUCUUACCACAUAGUCAUGUGCCCUUCUAUCCGCUGAGAAGAAGGUACGUUGACUGGUACAUAGUCUAUAUUUCUAAAAAUUACACUUUUAAAAGAGUCAACAAUUCCAUCUUUUUUUAAAUGCUGUUAAUACUUUGAGUAUGGUCUCAAUAUCUUACAAAUUCUGCAUAUUAAGGCAUAUAUAUAUUGCAAAAGUUUAGCAGAAUAUAAAUAUUUUCUAAACUGUUUCCUCAUUCUUGAAAACAUUUUAAAAACUAAGCUAUGCUUCAUGUUUCAAUUUAUACCUGACUUACUUUUUUUAGCUCCUCUUUCUUGUAAUGUUCUUGAAAAAUAUUUAUUUAAAGUUUUAUAUCUUUUCUUUUGAACUGAUAACUGUUUCUGCAAUAAUUAAAUUAUUUUUAGAAUGAUAUACUGCAUAUGUCCUUUGCUUCCCCUUAGGUUUUACUAUGAAAAAGAUAACUGUUUAAUGAAACAUUGUUAUUUGUAUGCAACAUUAGAGGCAAAGAGAUCCUUCAGAAGAUACAUUGCCAUUAUUGAUAACAAGAAGCAAAAUAAAUCAUACACCUCAAAUUAAAUAAACUUUUGAUUGUUUUUAACCAAA
Messenger RNA from Caretta caretta (loggerhead turtle), 2872 nucleotides. It is a transcript of the gene METTL4, whose product is annotated as methyltransferase 4, N6-adenosine. The record is from RefSeq and is a predicted model, not a curated record. Lineage: Eukaryota; Metazoa; Chordata; Testudines; Cheloniidae. Gene Ontology annotation, biological process: methylation. Gene Ontology annotation, cellular component: nucleus; cytosol. Gene Ontology annotation, molecular function: site-specific DNA-methyltransferase (adenine-specific) activity; RNA methyltransferase activity; nucleic acid binding.